This is a messenger RNA of Chara braunii, 4365 nucleotides long. The record is from the annotation of a GenBank genome assembly. NCBI's taxonomy places the organism in Eukaryota, Viridiplantae, Streptophyta, Charophyceae, Charales, Characeae.
CGGUGUGGACAGGGCUGUGGACAGACCGUCGCUGAAGAUGUGCAGAGGAUGCGGCAGGGCGUCGGUGCGUCCCUAGCAGCAAGGGAUCGUGAUGGAGACAUGGCCGAUCGAUGCAGUCCCGCUUGCUGGACGUUGUGAGACCGGGGCGCGAUCCAUCACCCACCGUGUCACGAGGGGAAGAAGAGUCACAUCCGACAGUGGCGGAUGCACGUGGACGAGAGGCCGGACGGCCAGAGGGAGGGGCAGUGUUAGGGGACGGGUGCCUGAAAGUGGCAGUGAAGUGGAUACAGGUGAUGACGCCGCGCAGCCCAAGGGAGGCGAUGUGUCGGGGAGGAGGAGAACCAGGCCAUGGCUGCUGGAGGAGCGCAUUGAUCUGGCGAGGUUCAUGAAGGAGGACAACGCCAUGAUGCAAAUGGCCUCAGGUCGGCUGAAGCACACGAGAAGGAAAAGGGAGGGAAUCCCGACGACGUUUGAGCAGCCGUCGUGGGAGGAGAUGGAGUGGGCACAUCGAAAGCCGCCAGUCGCUUGCGACAAUACCAUGGCAUCAUCAAACUUGCAGGGUGCUGAAAGCGGUGUUUCCUAUAAGGAAACACCCGGUGGGCAUGACUCGUCAGAAGGCGGGAGCCGUAGUGGUGCAAGUGCUGAAGAAUCGGAGGGCUUGCGGAAGAAACGACGUGGGGCAAUGGGCAAGGAGCGUGCUAGUGAUCACCUGCCAGUGUCGUCUAUGGAGAGAGUUGUGCUCGAUUCUAGUAUGGUGGUUCAAGAACGGAUGGACAUGGUGGGAGGCGCUCUUGCCCGGGCAAGCACAGAGGGUGCGAAGCUGGUUGCAACCCAAGUUGGCGCAGUUGCAAGCGCCAUUACGGAGGGAAACGAUGUACUGCAACUGUUGGUUGGCGUCAUGGCCGAACACCGAGGAGCGGGGACCGGAAUGCGGGGUGGAGACCCCAGGGAAAGGGAGGCAGCGGCAGCAGCUAGAGCCGUCGACAUUGCUGAUCAGGUGGCUCUCCUCCGGAUCCCGGAAGCCAAUGCUGACCGGUUCCAGGAGGAACUAGCUGCUGCUGCUGCUGUCGCAGCCUUGGUCCGGCUGCGGAACUUGGAAGAUCUCGAGUCCCGUGUGACAGCACUCGAGCAGCGGAACCAAGAGCUGCAGGCUAAGGGGGGCGUGGAGCUGACCUUCUUUAAACUGCUCAUUAACCGCCAAUACAUCCACGUGCUGAUUGACAGUGGUUCGACCACUAACUUCUUCUCUCCGAACGGGAUUCGUAAUGCGAGCCUGGGUAUGAAGCAAGUGGAACUGCAGAACCCUUGCCGGACUCAGGUGGGCAACCAAGAGGUUGUCACUUCUACUCAUGCUGUCAAAGGUGUGCGCAUCACCUUUGACAAAGAUCGUACUGUCACACAUAGGCUGAAUUUCUAUGUCCUGGACAAGUGUCCUUUCGACGCGGUCAUUGGCUUGAGCUGGCUAAAGGCUCAUUGCCUAAGGACCACGUGGGCAGACAACCAAUUCGUGGUACUUGAUGUCAAGGGGAAUGAGCGUACUGUCUUACUAGACGAGACGCGCGAGUCCCCUGUGACUCUUCUCAGUGCUAACAAAUUCUGCAGGUCAGUGCGGAGGCGCAAGGAAGCUGGGUUUGUACAUAUAGCUCUUGUAAAGCCUUUCCAUGUGCCUUUUACUUUUGCUGCAUUUUCUACCUCUGAAGGUAACUCUACCUCUACUACUACUUUUGUUCCACCUACUUCUGCUGUAAAUGAUCGAUCUAGUGCGGAACCAAAUAUUUCGAAACCGGUUGUAAUUGCUGUAAAUUCCCAAUCUGAUUUUCUCUCCCCUGAUAAGGAUGAUCCUCCACCAGAAAUCCCAGCGAACAUUCGCCAUCUGUUAGAUCGAUUUCCUGAAGUAUUGGCUGAACCUCGCGGAGUUCCCGAGCGUCCAGUCAAGCACAAAAUCGAGAUAAUAGAAGGGAGUGUUCCGCCAAAGGGUUGCGUCUACCGUAUGGGACAAGGCGAGUUGGAGGAGUUGCGGAGACAAAUUGAUGACAUGAUUGAUCGUGGAUGGAUUAGGCCUAGCGAGUCUGAGUUCGGCGCACCUGUUUUGUUCGUGCCGAAGAAAGGAGGCAAACUCCGGAUGUGCAUUGAUUAUCGUGGUUUUAACCGAAUCACAAGGAAGAAUGUCUACCCUUUGCCUCGUAUAGAUGAUCUGUUGGAUGCGGCCGGUGGAUGCAAAGUCUUCUCCAAGAUCGACCUCAAGUCUGGUUACCACCAGAUUGAAGUUGAUCCGAGCGACCAGCACAAAACUGCGUUCAAGACACGCGACGGCCUGUACGAAUUCAUCGUUAUGCCCUUCGGCCUUACGAACGCACCAGCCACAUUUCAGACCCUCAUGGAUAAGGUACUCCACCACCAACUUAACAGGUUUGUGGUUGUGUAUCUUGAUGACAUUCUGAUUUUCGGCAAGUCCAUGGAGGAGCACGUCAAACAUCUCGAGGAGGUCUUGCAAGUCCUCAGAGAUGCUCAACUGCACCUCAACUUGGAGAAAUCUGAGUUUGGCAGGGACAGCGUUAUCUACCUUGGGCACCGGUUGUCUGCAAGCGGUCUUGAGCCGGAAGCAACCAAGGUUGAGGUCAUCCGCAACUGGCCUCAACCGACGAAUUAUUUGACUUGCCUUGUGGACUCGUACGACCUCCGGAGGAAACUGAAGGAGGAUCUGGUCGAGCACACUGCCAAGGAUUCGGACCUUAGUCCCAUCCUUGAGCAGCUCAAGGCUGACCCCAACAGUCAGCCUGAUUUUCAUGAAUGCGAGGGUCUUGUAUUUCGCCGGUACGGAAAGUUUGACUGUUUGUGUGUACCCAACCAUGCGCCUCUCCGAACUCACUUCUUGGAUCUGGCGCCCGGUCGGAGUGGACAUUUUGGCUUUGAGAAGACUUAUGGAAGUCUUUUGCAACAAUUUGACUGGCCAGGAAUGAAAGGAUCUGCUCAGAAAUUUAUUGUUGAAUGUCAAGUAUGCCAAAGGAUCAAGGUUCACAGGCAUAAGCCUUAUGGCCUACUGAGACCUCUCCCCAUUCCCAAUGGACCCGGCGAGUCGAUUUCCAUCGACUUCACGGACAUGGGAAAGGUGAGUGAGGCUGGGAAUUCACAAAUCAUGGUCAUUGUGAACCGCUUCUACAAAUUUCUGAACUUGAUUCCUCUCCCUCCUCACGCCCCGACUGAACUCGUCAUAGAAGAAUUCCAUCAGCAGUACAUUAUGCAGUCUGGCGUCCCGAAAACUAUUGUGAGUGAUCGGGACACCAGAUUCAUCAGCAAAGAUUGGAAAGACUUCACAUCUCAGAUCUACGACAUCAAACUGAACAGGACUUCUGGUCGACACCCCGAAGCCAACGGAUUGGCUGAGGACAUCAACCAGAAUGUCAUCCAAUUGCUUCGCGCACUAAUUGUUCCAGAUCAGAACACGUGGGACAAGGAAUUGCACAAAGUGAAGGGGCUGUACAACAACUCCAUUCACUCUGCGACUGGUGUGAUACCAAACCAAUUGCAGUAUGGAUGGCCGAUGCGUAAUCCCCUCUCCUAUCUGUUCCCCGAACGGUCACCUGGUCUGAUGCCCGGCAUGCCUGGCUACGAUGCCAAGUACGCACGCUUGCUCAAAGCUGCUACAACAGCUAUGAACAAGCGCCAACAUGCCAUGAUCAAACAUGCCAAUAAGCUGUGCAAAGAAGAAAAGUUCAAAAUAGGGGAUUAUGUUUGGGUCAAAAUGUUUGAGUUUUCUGAUGAAGAGGGCAUAUCACGGAAGCUUCUUCCAUUGUACUACGGCCCUUGGCAGAUUCUGAAGGUAGUCGGGGAUGAUUUCGGUCCUUCGUAUGUGAUUGACGUGCCUCCUCAUCUGCGCACGUAUUCAGUCUUUCAUGCCUCCAAACUGUUCCAAUACAUUGAUGAUGAGACUUUUCCCUUCCGUGAUCCUAUGAUACCUCGCCCUAUUAACGACGGCCAUGAGAUUGACAGAAUCGUUUCUCACGAGGGGAUAGGAAGGAGCAGACAGUACAAAGUUCAUUUCCUCUACCACCCGUUGAACGAAUUCUUCUGGAUCGACCGGAAAGAACUGAUAAAGAGUGCUCCACGUGUUGUGAACGCAUAUGAACGACAGAUUGUUGACGGAUAGACCACUAAGUUUGCUACAAAACUCACUCCGUUCGGACUCACUAACACUCUCUUUUUGAUCUAUGCCUAUGACGCCUUCUGUGCCGACUUUGACUGAGUUACUCGCUCGAAGGGACCUCGCUCUCGAGAGGGGAGUAAUGUAAUGACCCGCCCAAAACACAGACUGAGAACACUGCUGAUUUCUGGGAUUUGCCAAUGGAAUGAACGCCUUGCUGUGAU